Heterostelium album PN500 is the source of this 321-nucleotide messenger RNA. RefSeq lists its product as uncharacterized. The coding region runs from base 1 to 321 and encodes 106 amino acids. Lineage: Eukaryota; Evosea; Eumycetozoa; Acytosteliales; Acytosteliaceae. The transcript is spliced from 4 exons. The record is from RefSeq and is a predicted model, not a curated record.
AUGACAAUGAAUAUUGCAACGAAACACAAAUAUAUCGAUGAUGUUGUUGUAAUCGUAGUAGCUACGAUUCAACAAGAAAGAGAAUGUUAUUUAAAUAACACAUAUAAGGAAAAGUUAUCAAGUAUCUCUCCUUUUUUAGGUUUUUCUUUAUGUGGUAUCGAUAUUGUUCUCAGCUGUCGUGUAGAUAUCCCGAAAUCAAUAAUCGGUCUAUUACAUAUUAAAACAACAGGUAACAUAUACAAUUAUUUGGAUGGAUUAGUAUUUGGUGGUGGUGGGUUGGUUUGUGGUAUUAGAGCUGAUCGAUUGAAAAGAAAUGAUUGA